UUCAAAUUGACCACAAUGAAGACUGUAUUACUAUUAGUGUUAUUUAAUAUUAGUGUUUUCAUUCGUUUUACAAAUGCCACUUGUGCGCUAACCGAUGUUGACGAUUUUAAGAAUUUAAAAUGUGAUCACUCGAGUUUCGAUGAAAUUCGUGACCAAAUAGGUAAAUUGGUUUCGAAUAUAUUUAUCACACUCUCAAAAAUUCCACACAUCAAGGACUAUACAUUUUUAAAUUUUGGAUCAAUUGUACAUUCUUUAUCUCUUCAAAAUUGUGAAAUAAUCGAUAUUGACAAACGUGCAUUUAUGGGCUUAAAUAAGUUACAAAAAUUAAGCUUAAAUAAUAAUAAUAUUAGUAAAGUUCAUUCAGAAUGGUUCAAUGAUACGCCCAAUUUAAAGGAACUUGAUUUAUCUUUUAAUAAAAUCAAAAAAAUUGACACUUCAGUCUUUCAAAAUUUAUUGAAUCUUCGCAAUCUUAAUUUGAAUAAUAAUCAAAUUUCUUGUUUGAGACCUGAUGAAAUGGAACCAAUGAAGAGUCUUGAUAAGAUACGUUUCGAUGGAAAUUCAUUACAAUUUAUAUGUCGAGGAAAGUUGACCCGCUGGUUAAAGGACAAAGGCAAUCGAUAUACAAGUGAAGGAGAUGGAUUCAAAUAUCGAGAGGACUAUCUUGAUAGUUUAAUUUGGAAAUGUGCUAUUGAUCGUGAAAUAGAAAAUUCGGAACUUCUUAUGAAGGAAUGUGUCUUUUUAAAUUUAUACAAUCAAUUGCAAACGGCCUUGGUGACAUCGUGUUCCUUUCCAUCAACAGCAUCCGAGUGUGUUAAUGAGAGAAGUUCUCUUGUUCGUUGUAUACAGCAAAGUGGAAAUGGGAACAUCAAUAAUGGAGAGGCUGUACGUAAAUUGCUUCUAGCAUUGAGGAGUGGCAUUAAAACACCACGUUAUAUCUAAUAAAAAAUAAAGAGAGAGAAAGAGGAAAAAAAAGAUAAAUAUACGAAUAAAAUGAAGUAGAUAUUAAAGCACCCAAGAGAUACGAAAGGACUCUCAUUAUGGAGCUGUUUUAUAGGAUUAAAAGAAAUGUGGAGCGAGCCAUUACAGAGGAUGCAGUCAGUCUCUCUCUCUCUCUUUCUCUUAUAUAUAGGAAAAGAGAAAAAGUAGUUUAAACAGUUUUUUUCUUCUUUCACUAAAUUUUCUCUCUGGCACUAUGUAAAUGUAAUAUAUUUUGCUAAUAAAAUUCACGUUUAUAUUAA
This is a messenger RNA of Leptopilina boulardi, 1238 nucleotides long. Its product is annotated as leucine-rich repeat transmembrane neuronal protein 4-like. The coding region runs from base 16 to 939 and encodes 307 amino acids. NCBI's taxonomy places the organism in Eukaryota, Metazoa, Arthropoda, Insecta, Hymenoptera, Figitidae. Gene Ontology annotation, molecular function: protein binding. The record is from RefSeq and is a predicted model, not a curated record. The transcript is spliced from 3 exons.